Racocetra fulgida is the source of this 231-nucleotide messenger RNA. Lineage: Eukaryota; Fungi; Glomeromycota; Glomeromycetes; Diversisporales; Gigasporaceae. The record is from the annotation of a GenBank genome assembly.
CUGAGCGUAAACGGAGGAAAAAAGAAAGUGAAACAAUUACGAAAAUUGCAAAUAUUUUGCCUUACGAAAUUGAAAUACAUGAAAAACCAUCAAAACUAUCGAAAGUAAACAUUUUGGAAAAAGCGUUGAAAUAUAUUUUAAGCUCUGAUCAAGAGAUGCAAAAAAUUCAAAAUGAAAAUGAAAUACUACGUGAAGAAAAUAACUUAUUGAAAGAACUAUGUAUCUCACGUA